AUGGUUGACGUUGUGAAAGAGCGAGAGAUCUGGUCAUCGAAGAUUGAUUUCCUUCUUGCAUUAAUGGGCUUUUGCAUCGGCUUGGGUAACAUAUGGAGAUUUCCAUACCUUUGCUUCAAAAAUGGUGGAGGUAGGUAGGUUCUUUAUUUAGCAAUUACUGCAAUUAGAAUGCCAUAUUGUUCCCUGGGUAGAAGAAGCAUUUUAGGCGUGCGGUGGGUUGUGUCGGCUAAAGGCGGUAGCUACGAGCGGCACAGUCAUGGUAAAGACUUCAUAUAAAAUUGCAAUUCUAAGGCUAUGUUUCAUUAUUCAGCUUCCACCCCAGACCAUGUUCACGCUAUACCGGAUUGCUUUCACUUCUGGACUAGUCAAUCUUGUUUUCUUUCAUCAAACUUGUUUUUUGAGUGUGAGCAUCCAUUUAUACAUACAUAGAUGAUCAUAACUGAGCUAGCCUGUGUGCAAACGCCGCCUCCCCUACAAAAAAUCGAUUUUUUCUAAGGGGAGGGGGACGUCUGUAAACAGGCUAAACUGAGCCCUCUCUACCAAGCACAUGGCUCUUAGGCCUGGGUUAGAAUCUAUACCCUAGCAAUGCAGUGGCAGGUCCAGACCUUUAGAUAAAGGGGGGGGGGGGGGGGGGGGGGGGGGGGGGGGUGGUCUCAAAAAAUUUUGUUUUCGUCCCUUCGGGCCUCAGUUUGGUCUAAAGAUAAGGGGGGGCGCCCCCCCGGGCCUCGCCCCUGGAUCCGCCACUGCAAUGUGUCAUACACGAAAUGAGGUCUCAUUUUAAAACUCGAUUAAACUAAAAGAACUAAUUCUGAAAUGGUUUCAAAUUAUUAGGUAGUUUUCUCAUUCCUUACUUGAUCUGCCUUAUCGUAACUGCACUACCAGUGACGGUAUUGGAGGUUGGCUUGGGGCAGUUUACGAGUCAAGGAGCAAUCACUGCUUGGAACAUCUGUCCACUUUUGCAAGGUAACCGAAAUCCUAAUGCAGUGAAUACAGUAGUCACAUGACAUCACACUUGGGGCAAGGGUGACGCAGUGGUGAAAGCACAGUUAUCUCGCGGCGAAAAAUGAAGAAAAACUCAUCUGCUCCACUACUCUAACUCAAGACAAGAAGACAAGAAGAUUUUGGCCAUCUCAGCUUAAGAAGACACUAAAAGCAAACUGCUGUGAAUAAAAACAAUUGGAUAAAAAAUACUGUGCUAAAAUGUUUCUCAUAUUAAAAAAGUUAAAAACGACGACCUUUCAACGUUCAGCUAACGUUAUUAUCAAGUCAUAUUUAAUUGUAGGAAAAUUUGCAUAUAAUUAAAGCAUGCAAACUAUAAAAGGUGAAGUUUUUCACUGCCGACAUUUUAAUUCAGAGAAUGUUCCAAAUCCAUAAUCAGCAGAGUUUCCUUUAGCCUGCGAAAACAUCAGUGUCUCCUCGCUCUUCGCCCCUGGGGACGUUUCGCGCGGAGGAACGUCUGCGACUCAGUGACAGAAAUUCCAUACUGAUGAAGUAAAAUAUGUCCAGAAUCCGGUCAGAAGCCCUGAUUGGUCGACGGAGCAGUUACAUUGUUUUAGCUAUCGUUUACGAAUGACAGACAAAAGACAAAAGGCCACAAAGGUCAAAUGUAAAGGCGAUGAAUCUCUAACAAAACGGUCAAUAUUUGUGGAAUAUAGUCUUCUCUAGAACAAGCAUUUGAGUUUUGCUGGAGCUUGUUCGCAGAUGAACACAACACUUUACCAAAAUCGAUCAGAAGAAACCUAACAUUGACUAAAUUUACAUUUGGAACCCCAUGACUACCGGAUUUAUUAAGUAAACAUUGAUUUGCGUCAUCAGUAUGGAAUUUCUGUCGCUAAGUCGCAGACGUUCCUCCGCGCGAAACGUCCCCUGCUGCGAAGAGCGAGGAGAAACGGAUGUUUUCGCAGGCUAAGUCUCCUUUAUCUUGCAAUGCGUGUCCUACUGUCCUCUUGUCAAAAUUUCGAAAUGGUCCCUUCGAUGUUGUGACCUGUUGACGUGAUAUGAUCGGCAACAGCAGAUGAGUGAUAUUUUUUAAAUCAAUUUUUACAAGAUUUCCGAACUUUCAUAAAAACUACACUACAAAGCAGCGUAUGAGGCAAUCCCUACCAAAGGUUAAACUUAAUUAUGUGAGAAGGACCUUUCUGUUUACUGGCGCGAACAUUUUCAUUGAACUCCCGUUAAACAUAGCAAACGCUGAGAGCAUUUAGACUUUCUACCGCCGAGCAAGACAUUAUUUCUUAUGAUAACUUUAAAUGAAAUUUCCUUGAAAUUGUAUAAUAUUUUAGCCUCAUUGUAUUUCCAGGCUUUUAUAAAAUGUAAUUUGAAAUUUUUAAUGUAAAGUAAUUUUAAAGACACAGGGACUGAUACCGGUCUUUAAGUCUGAAUGGGCCACCUUGUUGAAAUAUAGUUUACGCAAUUAGCCACUUUGAGGCUGCGCGAGAGACCGGCUCGAGAUGGUUUCAAAGUGCAUUGUGGGACUGUUUUGGGGGACGCAUUUUCAACAUGGCGGCAAAUUCUUCCCUUAAAACAGUCCCACAAUGCACUUUGACAACCACUCGAGCCGGUCUCCCGCAACCUCAAAGUGGCUAAUCUGAUAAGUGCGUUUGCGCUGUCUUUGUUGUUUCACUAGGUAUCGGCUAUGCAAGUAUUCUUGUAGUGACCUGGCUCCUUAUGUACUACCUUGUGGUUCUUGCGUGGUCGUUGUUUUACCUGUUUGCCUCGUUUCAAUCGACACUUCCUUGGUCGCACUGCAAUAACGAAUGGAAUACGCCAAACUGCGUGGAUCACAACAGUGGACACAACCAAGACGGAGAGCAUAAUAACACAUUCCAGAAUGUUACCUCUCUCUUUAACUUAACGGUAGCAAAUGUAUCCAAGCGAGUGCCGGCAAUCCAGGAAUACUGGGAGUAGGUGUCUGUUUUUUUAAAAGCUAUUGGAAUUGAAUUUAGGAGAAGAUAAAAGGGGUGAUGCCAGCCUAAGAGCGAGCACAAUGCCAUGGCAAAGUAAAUAUCGAAGAAUUACUGUUACUAAACAUCUGCAUUUACAAUUUGCACAAAAUAUUUCUGUCUUUAUCAGUUACAGGGUGUUACGUCUUUCUAAUGGUCUGAACGAACCAGGACCAGUGAACUGGGACCUGGCCUUGUGCCUGUUUUUGGCGUGGAUUAUCUGUUACCUCUGUGUCAGUAGAGGGAUUAAGACAAGUGGCAAGGUUAGUAAACACUUGUUUUGUGUUAGGCCUAGUUCAUACGACGUGCUUCUGCCAAUUUUAUUUAAAGGAAAAGUGUGACGUCACAAAACUUCAAAUUUGCGAAAUUAUGGGAUUGGUCGCAUAUUCAGAGACAACAAGAUGGAUAAAGCUCCCUUGCCAAAAAUCAGCCUGUUAGUAAUUGUUGUGGAGAAGCAGUUUUUUUAGUGAUGACCUCUUAAAAGAGGUCAUCACUACUCUUCUCUGUUGGGUUUAACAGACGAAGGGGUGUAGCGUGAGAUUUUGAAGGUGUACGCAUUGGAAGAAAAGUUAGAGCACCAACAAGGGGGUCUGUACUCCCCCAAAAAAUGUUAAAAUUUGCGGUCUCGGAAACGCCAUUUCGGAACUAAAUACGAAGGAAAAUGCUGUGAGGGGGCAAGGAAGAGUACAUUUUUUCGUUUUGAAUAUUUUCCAGCUUACAAUCUCAUUAAAUCAACAUGUUAUUAAAGCUGUUACCUCCCCUCUCUUUCAUUGUAUUGAAACCAUUAAGAUUAAGACUCGGAAUUAAGAUCUUUUUACGAACCUGCUCACUUGGCUUAUUUUUCAGGUUGUCUACUUUACAGCCACUGCUCCAUAUAUUUUAAUAACGGUUCUUUUGAUCCGAGCCGUUACUUUGCCAGGAGCAGGAGAAGGAAUCAAGUUUUAUCUCAAGCCUGAUUGGUCAAGACUUAAAGAUGGCCAGGUGAUUUUAUUCUAAGUUCAUUACAACUUGCUUACAAGAGGUUUUAACAGUGUGAACUGUUAAAACUGUGUCCCCCCAAAACUAAGUCGCUUACGAGAGAUGGUCGUUUACAAGAGGUUUCAACUGACAUAGUAAUUUGCCUUGGAAAAUUUCGGUGUUUUUAAUUUUCUCUUACGGGUGGUGGUCGCAUAGUAAGGUUCGAUUUUAUAACAUUUGUGCCUGUAGAUAUUUUAAGAAAACAGAAGACAAAAUUUCCAUAUUAUUUCGUUUUAUCGACAAAGUUGAUAAAGUCUAUUCACUAAAGUAAAAGAUUUAAAGCCUGACGUUUUGAACGUUAGCUUUUUGCCAGCGUAAAUCUAAAGGUUGCCGGAGACAAAGGUUACAAUCAUCUCUUUCAGGGAAAUCUAUGGGAAUAAAAGAAAAUGCCAAGGUGUUUGUCUUAUAGAGAGUCAAGGACAGUGACUGCAGAACGUUUGGAACCAACUCUAGGUGUCUGCUUAAGGGAUGCGUCCGUUAUUAGAGGGUUGGCUGUAGAACCACCACUUCAUCAUCAUCUGUCUAACAUAUUCACGGCGAAAUAAAAAACGCACAUGUAUCAAAAAUAGACUUUGGUAUAUUAGACAGCACCAAAAUUAAUCAUUUAUGAUAUUUGGUCAUCUAUGCAUCCAAGAAAUUUGGGUUGUGACAAAAUCAUUCGCGCGGCCGUCCGUCUUUACGCACGUCCUCCUUUCAUGCUAGCGGAGUCCAAGGCAUAUACAAUGUGUGUUUAACUUGUUAUGGUCAGCAUGUCAUGGUCAAUUGACAGCUGUGAAAAAACGGUAUCUGUAUAUCUGCUUACCAGUGUCACAUGACUGUGUCGCAGACUCGGGUGUACAACACAUAGAGGUUACGUGUUUAUUUUAAGUUCUCUGCUAACCAGUUAUUAAUUUUCAAUUGAUCGCAGGCUCAGGUCCAUUUUUUGUUCUUGAUGAAUUAGUUUGCUUUUUGCUUAUGGUUAAAGUUGAAAAAUACAAAAACAUUUCUUAAAAGAUCUCAUGAGAGCUUCGCUUCUGGCCUUGGCUAAAUCUAUAUGUUAUCAACGCCUUUCUUUUCUCCCGGCAAUAUGUGCCCGGCACAGACCUAGCAAUUGUAGAUUUGUUAAGCUCUCCCAUUACUCAGAUAAAAGUCAUUUUUGCUUUAAAGGUCUGGUUGGACGCUGGUACACAAGUUUUUUAUUCAUAUGCCAUUGGAUUGGGCGGCUUGAUUGCACUCGGAAGCUAUAACAAGUACCACAACAAUUUUUACAGGUACAAACAAACAAGCAAACAAACAAAUGUGACUCAAACAAUUCACCUUUACCAGGUGCUGAAAUAUGCCCGAUUGGGUUACAUUUUAGUAGUCCACGUUUCGCAUGCCAUAUCCCCCUGCUUUCCCCCGAGCUUAUGCUUGUUUCAUGUUUGACUUGCCACGUAUACGGCAAGAUAUCAUUAACUGACGUGAUGCAACUCACUUUGACUCUGAAGAUGACUACCGCAGAGGUUGUCCAAACGUCAGUCACUGUCAACAUUUAACAGUCCUAUUCAAUACUACGUUUACCCGGACGAUCAUACUCAACCUUCUUAUAAUCUGUCCAAUGUAAGGAGGAAAUAGCUAAAAUUAGGUUCCAAUUGUUGGCGGUCUUGGGAAACUCUUUUUAGACUUUGAAAAAAGGUUGUAAACACUAUUUCAUUAUUUCGGUGACGACAAGCGGUGGGGCUAUGGAAACAUUGACAUGAAAGCCCAACAAUUCUCAACGUCGAAACAAACAGACAAAUUAAAACAAUAAAAACGGAAGGAGUGUUCAUAAGGUGUUGAGGUAAGCGAUCAGCUGAGAAUUUGUGUAUUUUUCCUGAAUGAUUGUUUUCUUGCCUUUCAGGGACUGCAUAUGGAACGCAUUCUGCAACAGUGGAACAAGUUUUUAUGGCGGAUUUCUGAUUUUCUCUGUGUUGGGUUUUAUGGCGAAACAUCAAGGUGUUGAGGUCAAGGAUGUAGUUCAGGCAGGUUCGUUUGCUCACGAGCAGUUUGAGCUGCCAUGGUUGAAUUUAUAAACGGAAAGGUAUAUAAUAUCCCCGAAAAGGAGCGAGGUCGGUUUCCACCUGCGCUGUACGUUUGUUAGCGCUCAGUGCCCAGGCCGAAAAGUCGUCGUAUUAUUCUAGGCGCACAUUCGUUUGAUGGACAGAGGUCACUAAACAUGCAUAUGAUCGACUUAACGUCAGCAUUUUCCAGUUUCAUUCAUCCCAAUUUUCAAAACAAAAAAUGAACAUAAAAUCUGCAGAAGCCAUGGAAUGAAGGGCUUUCAACCUAAAAUGUACAAGAACGCUCUUUAAAGCGUUAGCUCGAGCUUGCUUGGAGAUUUGAUAAGAAAUGAGGAGGAGUUUAAUCCUACAAGAAACAGGAUUUCCUGGCGUCCUAUUUUAUCGACGGUCAAUGUUGGUCUUCAGGAUAUUUACUUUUUAUAUCGUAUUCGACAAUUUGUUCCUGACUUGAUUGAGUACACGUGUAUCAAAACACGAAAACCAAGGGCCUCGAUUCUAGAGAAAUUACGUCAUUGCCAAAGAGCAAAUGAGUGAUGAAUAUGCGCCUCAUAUCAAUCAUCGCCUAAAAUACAUCGCAUACUCAUCACAAGACUUAAAAUGAAAGUUUACUCCACCCGACCAGUUUGCCUGUCUAUCGAAGUUUUGCUUAUAAAGAUUCUUUCUUUUUUUUUUCAACGCCUGAAGUAUUCACUUGUUCCAAAGUAAGCAACGCUUUCAAAUCGGACAGAAAUCAUGGACCGACCCGUUCCGGAAAAGCUCGGCAUCUUUCGAAUUAAUCUUUCCAAAACUUUCUUAACAAGACAUGCAUGACGCUAACGAAAAUUUUAUAUGUUCUCAGUCACGACGCGAUUCUUAUCCCCAGUUUCCAGUCUCCGCUAGGAACGCCUAGGACAAUGAAUACCCUUUUAGCGCACACAAACGAAAAAAAAAACAAAAAAAGCUUGUCUUUUUAGAGUGCUCGCUGCUAAAGCAAGCUCUACUAACAAGAAGCCUAUGAAAAGCCGGUCAGUCAAGGCUUGUUUGUAUAACGAAAUGUGAAGUUUUUUAACUGAUGAAACGCCAAAAGCAAAUUGUUGGAAGAGACAACUGCUCACCUAGUAUAAAAUAAGUAACAAACAAUUCUUACCAAUUUGGAGUUGCGUAAAGUUUUCCAGUUUUUGUGAUUGCACGUCCCAGGUAGCACUUUUCUCUCCUCGAACAAUUUUAUAUUUCUCUUUACAGGACCUGGUCUUGUUUUCUUAGCUUAUCCUGAAGCAGUUGCUCAGAUGCCUGUGGCUCCUCUGUGGUCCGUGUUGUUUUUCUUCAUGUUGCUUUUGCUUGGUCUGGACAGUGCGGUAAGGUGAAAAAAAAAACAAAGCCAUUCAGACUUAAAUACAACUUAUUGUCAUAACUAAGUUAUUUACGUCUUUUUGUUCUGGUUCCCGGGUGUUGUUUCCACCACUAGAAGUAAAACAAAGAAUAGGAUCACUGUGUCCCUGUACUUGGAGAAAUUAGUUAAUCUUUAUUAUUAUUCAUUCAAAAUAUUUCCCCGGUUCUGAUUGGCUAAAAACACACGUUUAAUUCACCAUAACCUGUUACUGAUGACCAAAUUCGGAACAAUUUUGACUUUAACGAGGAAAUGACGUCAAAAAUGCAGCGUUUUCGCAGGUUAAGGCACCGUUAACCGAGAAGACUUGGGGACGAGGUUGAGUUGUUUUGGUUGUGAACUUGAAAAAAUGGCGGACAUUUCACUCGUUUCAAGAGUAAGAACUAGGCGAAAAAAAUAGCUAAAAACACGGCAAGAACAGCAAGAAGACAACUCGAAGGACGACAUCUGCUAUUUGGAGAAUAUUUGCGGAGCUGGACAAACCUAAACGUACACUAUCGAAGAUGAACUGAACAUCGAUGGAUCGACGGAGGUAAGCAUGUUUUAGCUAUGUUUUUAAACUAGGAAUUAUUUUGAAUGAAUAAUAAAACAGUUAUUGAAUUCGGCUUUCGUAUCAUAUGAAGAAUUAUGGAGACCUCGGAAGGUGUUAUCCGCCUCGGCCUAUGGCCUCGACGGAUAACACGCUCCUCGAUCUCCAUAAUUCUUUAUAAGAUACUCAGCCUCAUUCAUUAACUGUUAAAUAACGCAUCCAAAAGUAUAAAAAUGCGGAGAAACGUUCUAUCAUUCGUGUCGGCAGACCAAAUCUUAUUAUGUUAAAAUUGAUAUGAAUUUACUUCAAUGUCAAUGUCAGUAUUUAUUUUUUGUAAUUCUAAAGUUUGAAGUAGUUUGUUAAGUGUUGACGUUGCCUACAAAAGCCUGGGUUAAAGGCCCUUAAAGAUUAAGUUUGAAUACAUAAAAAGUCUCUAUUUUGCUUGUGUACAGUUUGUGGGCAUUGAAAGCGUUAUAACUUCUAUCGUCGAUUUAUUCCCGCAACAUCUGAGACGAGGAUACCGCAAAGAAUUGUUUACAGCUCUGAUGUGUAGUCUGUGGUUCCUUUGUGGAUUGUCCAUGGUUACUAAGGUAAAGCUUUAUUGAGGGAGCUUGGGGAGAGGCCUGGGAGGUCUGCUUCUCCUUAUUUGAAGGCCAAAAUGAAGCCCAAAGGGUUGUGAAAAUGUUUUUCGAGGAAAGAUCUGAUUCUAGCGCUGAGCUUCUGUAAAUAGCUCAGUUUGCGUGCUUUUUAUAAACUAAAUCCAAACCCGAAUGUUAUAACAUAAGUUAUUUCGAAAGUGAAGAAUGAUCAUCGCAGUAAAUUUUCCAAUGCAAUUGGAAAGUAGAAGCCUGAAAAAAUUAGGGGCUUCAACGGGAUUCGAACCCGUGACUUCCGCGUUACGGUGCAUCAUCUACCAACUGAGCUAUGAAGCCACACAUUUGGAGCAAGGUCAAUUUAUUAGUUCAUAUCUCCCGUGAGGAGUGAAAUGAUGUGAAGUAUAUAUGAAAUAAUUCAUUUUUGAACUGCGGUUGUAGAUGAAAGUGAAGAAUGAUCAUUGCAGUAAAUUUUCCAAUUUACUGCGAUGAUCAUUCUUCACGUUCAUCUACAACCGCAGUUCAAAAAUGAAUUAUUUCAUAUAUACUUCACAUCAUAAGUUAAAUCCUAACUAAAAGGGCCUGUUUAAAUUAGUAAACUCUGCUUUAAUCAGUUGUUUCAAAAUAGUAUCACCAAAUACGAAGAAUUCAAGUGUUGAUAGGCACGUACAUUCUUUGUAGCAAUUUAGGUUUUCCAGCUGCAUGGCACACUACAAAGAAAAUCUGGGAUGCAAGACUAAAAUAUUCAGGAAUAAUUAACCGUGUUACCCGCUUUCAACAUUCAGUUAUCGUUUUUAAAUCGUUUAGAAAACGAGAAGCGUCAACUUUUGAUGAGGAAAAAGUGUAAAAUGUAAAUGUAAGAUUUGCGUUUACGCGCCAGUUGUCGGUACAUUGUGUAAGUCCUUGCCUUUGACUGUAAACUAUAAGAAUCGAUGGCACAACAUUAAUAAAACUGAAACACUUUUUUUAGGGUGGUAUGUACGUGUUUCAGUUGUUUGACGCAUAUUGUGGUGCUGGAACAGUCCUGUUGUUAGUUGUCUUGGGUGAAUGUUUGGUGAUCGGAUGGCUUUAUGGUGAGAGAUCUGCUACUUCUACCUAGAGAAAUUAGCUUCCUAAAGCGCAAUUCCCAGUGCCCAAAGCACCCUUCAUUGAAUCAGCUAUGUACAUUUUCCCACUAUGUGUUGUUUCUCUGACAUGCUAGUUAAUUCCCAUUUUGUAAUAUUACUCUGCAAAUAUGGUAGUUCACACGUGCUAUUGCAAAUUGACUACUGCUGAAUCAGUGUCGCAUUGAUCCAAAAUUACUGCAUAUUGAAAGGCUACCUUGUUUUCUGCAUCUCACUUUUGGAUUUCUAAUGUAGAGAGGCAUCAAUCCAAUACUGAACCGAUGCUAACCCAGCUCAAUUUUGCCUUUACCCUGGGUUGAGUAGUGUGACAAUAUUUCGAGGAACCUGGCUGCACGAAGUGAAGGCUAAAAAAGACGUCAGGAAAUAGUGUAUAUACGUUUUUCUGCACUCCUUAGCCCACCAACUCUCCAUGGCAACCCUAAUGCAAAUCUUGAUCAAAAUGUAUUAGUCGAACAUCGUCAGUGGUUAUAUAAAAGUUGUCUUGUCUUAACUUGAGUGCAGGCAGUGAAAGAUUUGUUUGAAAAUCUUUUGAGGAAUGUUUUCAGAAUCUGCGAACAAAAAACAACAAGCAAACACUGAAGUAAAUGACAGGUUACUAUUUCUUCUCUUAGAGAUGCAACUAUAUCGAUAAAAAAAUAAUAAUCUCGUAAUUAUCAGGUAUUGGUUUUGUGUGCGAUUCCUUUUGUUUAUUUUGGACAGGUCGUGACCGUUUCUAUAGCAACAUAGAGGCUAUGUUGGGAUUUCCUAUCAAUCCCUGGUGUGGCUGGUGCUGGAAAUAUCUGUCACCAAUAUUUUGUUUGGUUAGUACAUGAUGGCUUUCUGAAAAAGCUGUAUUCAAGGCUCAGACUACAAAAUAAUACAAACAAGUCGGUAGCCUCAUUGGAAAUAAACACGUGAUCGGUUAUAUUUCUGCUACGUAGCUCUUUCACUCUACUGGCAAGACUAUGGCAAGGCAAAGACGCAUUUUAUCUGUCGCCACGUCAAAAAACAAUCCAAUUGACCUACCUCUUUUAAAUAGGUUUGUGAUCCAUCACGUAAUGUCGAUUAGAAUCAUUCACUCGACAGCCUUCAACAAGAAUGAAAAGCUCAACCCACGACCCCUUCACGAAAAGUAAAAAUGGGGCGUUCCUCUUAAAAUGUGUCUUCUAAAGCACCAAUUAGUCUCUGGAAUAGUUGUCUCUAAAGGGACGGACCAUUGGAAAAGUUAUGGGGAAGGUGGAGGAAUUUUUGAGCGCCAUAAAUUUCUUUCGUUAACCUCUCCCUUGUAUGAUUCUUUUUAGGCCAGGGCAUGAAAUGUUUUUAUGGUUACUUGGCCUGCAUGAUUCUUUUCGGUUAAUUUUCCCUUGUGAGAAUUCUUUUUUCGUACUUCGCCCGCCCGACUCUCCCCCAUAAGUUUUCUAAUGGUCCGUCCCUAGCAAAAGAUGUAGUGUUUUGGGGAAAAUUACUUAUCCCCCGACUUAUUUUGCUUUUCUUUUCUAGGCUGUAUUUGUUUUCUACCUUUCUACUUAUCAGCCACUUAAGUAUCGAGAAUACGUUUAUCCUGCCUGGGGACAGGCGAUUGGCUGGCUGAUGACCGUGUCGUCACUAUCCUUAAUUCCAACGGUGAUGAUAUACAAGUUGAUGAACGCCACCGGAUCAAUCAAAGAGGUAAUUAUCUGUUGUUGUUGUUGUAGCAAUAAGAACUCAAUUGGCUCAGUAUGCAUAAUUUAUCGGAGCUAAAAUAGACAGAUCAGACGGCUUCAUGAAUUAAAAGCUUUUAAGCAAUGGCACUGGACUACUCUUAGUUCGUUAUUAAGGGUCACUAGCCUCCAGCUUCUCCCUGUAGUUAUACUGCUCAACUUUUAUUAUUAUUAUUAUUAUUAUUAUUAUUAUUAUUAUUAUUACAUCCAAUAUAGAAUUUUAUAUGUUUUGAUGGCUAAUGAAAAGAAAAAAAGAAAUUGCUACAUAAAAUUAUGCAUUAUAAGAAAAAAAGAUGUCUAGAAGCUAAAUGAACAUACGUUUUCGUGCCAGCGCCUACAAUCGGCGACAAAAUGAGUUGAGACACUUCGCCCAAAACUGGGCUUUUUUACGUUUUAUUAACUUCAAAAGGAGGAAAUAUAGCUUUCCUCCCCCAUCCCCUCCGUGCCAUGUUGUGCCCUUGUUCUAGCUGCCUAUAGGAAACAACAAACACCCCAACUUUGAAUGGAGGGGACAGGGGAGGGGUGCGGAUUCCUUUGUUCUACGAAACUACCCUAUUUAAGUACAAUAUCUCAACAAUUUUGUCGCCGAUUGUAGCUAUAAAAUGAUAUUUUUUACACAGUGAUGACAGUUUAAAUAGUAGCAAAUGAACACAACAAAACAAUGGCUGCGAAAUAACACACAAAUAUCGAAGAAAAUCGGUCUAUAACAAGAGCUCCGUUCGAGAGCUCCUUCGUUCGUGCCGACCGCGUGGGCAUCAAACAAUGAUAUAGGAUGUAAAAAUAUAGGAAAUGAUCGACAAGUGUAAAACCAGGUCUUGAUUGUUCAACAAAUUCACCUCAUUAGUGCCAGAGGGAGAUUAUUGAGUGAUGUGUGGAGAAUAUCCAUGUUGAUAUCAGGGUUUAAAGGGUCAAAGAUCUCUUCUUACCUGCCCUCUAUGGCCAGGGACGUAUUCUUGAGAAAUUUGUUACUUAUCCUCACAUUUUCCACAUAACCUGUUUCUUUUUUGUACUUAAGUUUGACAGGGGUUAGUAAAACGAGGAUAUACUUACGUCAAGUCAGUAUUCUUUGAGUAGCAAAGAAUUUUUCUUUGGCCUCUAUUUGAGGCACUCUCCAUUGAGGAAAGUGUCCACCGCCUUGAACUUUCCUCGUUACUAGCCAGUCAAUCAUAACUUGAGGCAGUGUGAUAGAGGAUUUUAAAACUAGACGUACGUUAAGUCAAGAAGUUCCAUUAAUAAGGAAUCCAGAGUAACAGCACCUGGAAUCCAGAAUCCAAGACUGUCUUGGAUUAACCGUAAUUGAGCGCAAGUACACCUAUUCGACUAACUCAAUGUUUUACCUAAAUUCAAACCCUUUGGGAAUAAAACGUUUUGUUCCAGGAAUUUCCAUACAAUUUAAAUAUGAAUGCCACAUUAUAAAGCAAAUACAAUACACAAAGAAUCUUAACCCCGGGAGAUUUGAAUUGGGUAAAACAUUGAGUUAGGGCCUGUUUACAUGGAGGUGGGGACCCCAGGUAGGUGAGGUAACCCGCUUAGGUGGGGUAACCCGUUUGUCCAUAUAAUCUCUCAUUUCAAUAUGAUCACGUUGACAUGAUAGGUGGGGUGACUCGCCAUAUUUUACCUCACCUACCUGAGGUCCCCCACCUCCAUGUAAACAGUUCCUUAGCCGAAUACCGUAAAAUUCCGAAAAUAAGCCCCUCCAAAUAUAAGCCCCCGGGGGGCUUGUACUUGGAAAACAGAGCAAAAACGGUAAAAUUCCUUCCAUUUAUAAGUCAGGCUAGCCCAAUCAAUUUUGAAGCGCAAAUUUCCCUCCGUAGAUAAGCCCCUCCGAAUAUAAGUCCCGCCAAAAAUAAGCCCCUCAAAAAGGGCCGUUGAAACAUAUGAGCCCCGGGGCUUAUUUCUGGAAUUUUACGGUAGGUCUGUUGAGAAGAGGCCUUAGGUUGUUUCCGCGCGCGAGUACACAAAGUCGUCAGUUUUAAGGUGUUCCUUAGUUUUUGCUGACUUGACUCUUUAAGUAUACUCAUAGAGCUGUCUCUUUCAAUGUGAGAUUCUAUCAAAUGCUCAUUACUACCCAAAGGUUUUGUGAUUUAGUUAAAAUAUCCCUCCAUAAAUUAACCUACUAUUUUAUUUCAGUGAUAUCACAGUAUCCUUCAUUGACAACCUUGUAUGUUUUUAUCGCUUUUGCUGGCUUUUUCAUCUCAAACCGUUAUAGAAAGUAAUUUCAUUUCCUUAUUGAGAGCAAUAAACCAGCUCAUAUUAUCAUUAUUUAGUUGUUGAUGAUUUUUUUUAUUACAGCGGAUACGAGAAUUGACGAUACCCGUUUUGUUUCAUCGCCAAGAAGACAACGAGACUGCACAACUUAUUCCCAAAGAAAGCAGCAAGGCCUAA
This is a messenger RNA of Porites evermanni, 13653 nucleotides long. The record is from the annotation of a GenBank genome assembly. Lineage: Eukaryota; Metazoa; Cnidaria; Anthozoa; Scleractinia; Poritidae.